Oncorhynchus mykiss (rainbow trout) is the source of this 1972-nucleotide messenger RNA. RefSeq names its product sialoadhesin. The record is from RefSeq and is a predicted model, not a curated record. Gene Ontology annotation, cellular component: membrane. NCBI's taxonomy places the organism in Eukaryota, Metazoa, Chordata, Actinopteri, Salmoniformes, Salmonidae. Gene Ontology annotation, biological process: cell-cell adhesion.
AGUGGUGGUCACAUCAGAUACUGACUGCUUUUUCUGAUCCAUGCUCCUACCUUUUUUUUUUAAGGUAUCUGUGAUCAAAAGAUGCAUAUCUGUAUUCCCAGUCAUGUGAAAUCCAAAAUCCAUAUAAUCCAUAUAUAUAUUUGACUGAUUUCCUUAUAUGAACUGUAACUCAGUAAAAUCUUUGAAAUUGGUGCAUGUUGGGUUUAUAUUUUCGUUCAGUACAGAUUAUCCAUAGCUGUCUAAUUUUGAUCUACUUUUUCUAUCUCUAUGUUUAUUUGAGGUGUAUUCUUACUGUGGAAGGCAUCUCAACAACAUCACAGAUGUGUCUGUGGUUUAUUGCGAUCAUCACUUUUCUGUUGAAAGGUGCACUCUGCCAAGAGUGGAGUCUGUGGAUGCCCCAAAGCAUUGUGGCUGUUGGAGGAUCCUGCCUACUGGUCCCAUGUAGAUUUGAGAUCCCUGCUGCAUUUGAUGCUGACUUGAAAAACGGCACACCCACUUGGCUUUGGUCUAAAGAAAUUUGGGGGGGAAAUAUAGUAUUGAGCUCAGCCCAAACGGAUGCCCAAAACAUCAUAAAGGGAGUGAUGGUGGGAAAUCUGUUGAGCAAGAACUGCACCACUCUUUUCAACAGUUUCCCUGCAGGAUAUGAUGACACAUAUAUCUUCAGGCUGGAAUGUGCUGGAACAAAUCGCCUCAAGUAUAUUUUCUACCCAGGAGUACAUAUCAGUCGUACAGACACCCCACCCAAACCCCAACUAACCCCUAUGGGCAGCAUCACAGAGGGGGAGCUGGUUAGACUGAGCUGCUCUGCCUCUGCCCCCUGUCCUACGUUCCCGCCCUCUCUGAUCUGGACCUCUGGGCUGGGUGGCAGUGUCGAGAGCCAGCUACAGGAGGGUAUAGAUGGGCUCAUGACCAUGACCUCCACCCUUACCUUUACCGCCUCCCUCCUCCAUCACGGGCUGCUGGUCAGAUGUUCUGCCCGCUACACACUGCAGCCAGGGGGCACCACCAAGACAACUCAGGGGAACCUGACCCUCAAUGUUCUUUAUGCUCCUAAAAACACUGUAGCCCUGUCCAGCCCAUCUGGGCCUGUGCCCGACGGGAGGGCAGUGACCCUGACCUGUCAGAGUGAUGCCAACCCACCAGUGGAGCGCUACUCCUGGUACAAAGACAUCAGUGGGCAGGUGACCUGGAAGGCUAAUGGGCAGACACUGGUCCUCCUGGUCAGCAAGGCAGACAGCGGGCUGUACCUCUGUGAGGCCCACAACGAGAAGGGAUCACAAAGGUCAAAGGUCAUGCCUCUGGAGUUCGAAAGUGGCCAAUGUUCCGUGAUGGUCCCCUACAUCAUUUGUGGAGUGAUGGUGUCGCUCUAUGUUCUAACCGUCACCGUGGAUGUGUAUAAAUAUAAAAGUCUGUCCAGAAGACUGAAACUGCAGCUAGAGCUGUCAGAGAAAGGAGACGCCACGUACACUAACCUAACGAUCGCCAGCAUCAGCUCUGACUAUGACCAACUCCAGAUGACCAGGGCUGCCCGAGGUGAAGUUCACUCUGGCAGAAGAAGUGAAAGAGCUGCUCCUUGAAACCACAUGGCAAAACAGAUCCAGAUUGGACCUUUGCAUUUUAACUUUGUUGUAUGGAAAAUGUUCAUCUUGUUAUUUUUCUUCAGAUCGUACUGUAUAUUUCUAUCGCAAAAUACAUAUUAUAUAUUUGAAUCUGAUGCCUCGAUUUUAUAUACCUGUCAGCAGCGGGUGUGGGUGAAAAAGCAGAAUCCACUCAUUUGAAGGGGUGUCCAUAUACUUCUGACCAUGUAGUGUAGUACUAAAUUGUAGUUUAAUCUUUUUGGUUUGUGGUUCAGCAUCAUCAAUGUAUUUCUGUCUUCUUCUCUGUAGAUUUUGUUGAACCAUGCAGGGGGUUGUGGGUUGUGUCAGUCAGGAUUAUAAUGGCCAUAAUCAGUCGAAUAAAUCUCUUAAUGUUA